AUGACCAGGCUGCUCCUGGCGCUCUGGGCGUCCCUGGUGUCUGUGGAGCUCGCCCGAGGCUUGGCGAAUAGGGCGCCAGCCGGAAACCUGAGCUGCUUCCAAUGUUUCAAGGUCCACCGACUCAACCGGUGCCAGCCCAAGGUGUGCCGGCCGGAGGAAAAAGUCUGCCACAGCAACGAGGUGCUCCUUUACACGAAGUCAAGGAGAAGAAUCCAGAUCAGCAAGCGAUGUGCUGUCCAGUGUCCCAGCUCCAACAGCCAGUUUGAGUGGACACUUACCGAAGGAAUCCAGGCCAAAAUCAUCAGACGAUGCUGUUCAGAGCAUCUCUGCAACAGAGCACCCGACACCCAGGAGAGGUUCAGGGCCCUGCCAGGGAGGAUCCUGCUGCCAAUGGGUCUGGGCCUCUUCGGCACCCUAUUGUGAGGACCAUUGCCCUGUGACACCCCCUCCACCCGUGUAGCACCUCUUGUCUCCCCCCUCGAGUGGCUAUCCCACCUCCAUCCAUUCCAGGACUUGCACGGUGGAAGGGACACCAUGCCCUUUGCUCAGGACCCAGCAGUCUGCUCCUACCCGACAUCUUGACCCUGGCCAUGGAAAUAAAG
This is a messenger RNA of Peromyscus leucopus (white-footed mouse), 602 nucleotides long. It is a transcript of the gene Ly6l, whose product is annotated as lymphocyte antigen 6 family member L. The record is from RefSeq and is a predicted model, not a curated record. Gene Ontology annotation, cellular component: plasma membrane. Lineage: Eukaryota; Metazoa; Chordata; Mammalia; Rodentia; Cricetidae. The coding region runs from base 1 to 423 and encodes 140 amino acids. The transcript has 3 exons.